Passer montanus (Eurasian tree sparrow) is the source of this 417-nucleotide messenger RNA. Its product is annotated as 26S proteasome regulatory subunit 4-like. NCBI's taxonomy places the organism in Eukaryota, Metazoa, Chordata, Aves, Passeriformes, Passeridae. Gene Ontology annotation, molecular function: proteasome-activating activity. Bases 16 to 402 code for a protein of 128 amino acids. The transcript is spliced from 2 exons. The record is from RefSeq and is a predicted model, not a curated record. Gene Ontology annotation, biological process: proteasome-mediated ubiquitin-dependent protein catabolic process. Gene Ontology annotation, cellular component: proteasome regulatory particle, base subcomplex.
CAGUGUUGUACAAGAAUGGUUUUGCCUGUGUUGUUCAGUUGUUUCUUGGGUUUUUGUUGGCAACAGGAGGAAAGGUCCAAGGUGGAUGAUCUGAGGGGAACACCGAUGUCUGUGGGUACCUUGGAGGAGAUCAUUGAUGACAACCACGCCAUUGUGUCCACAUCCGUGGGGUCUGAGCACUACGUCAGUAUUCUGUCCUUUGUGGACAAGGACCUGCUGGAGCCAGGCUGCUCUGUUUUGCUAAAUCAUAAGGUUCAUGCUGUGAUAGGAGUCCUGAUGGAUGACACAGACCCUUUAGUGACUGUGAUGAAAGUAGAGAAAGCUCCUCAAGAAACCUACGCUGACAUUGGUGGCCUUGACAACCAAAUUCAAGAAAUCAAGGUAUUCCCUUGUACUCUUUGACAGUUAAGCCAGCAG